Molecule: messenger RNA, 867 nt
Organism: Melanotaenia boesemani (Boeseman's rainbowfish)
Lineage: Eukaryota; Metazoa; Chordata; Actinopteri; Atheriniformes; Melanotaeniidae
Product: apolipoprotein D-like
Exons: 7
Coding region: 52-867 (271 amino acids)
Biological process (GO): brain development; lipid transport; tissue regeneration
Molecular function (GO): lipid binding
Source: RefSeq, a predicted model, not a curated record
UGCUGGAUUUUUGAGUCAACCUCAGGCCUGAAAUCUUCACACAACUCAGCCAUGAACUCUGCCGUCUACUUCCUCCUCCUGAUGCUGCCUCUGAUCUCUGCUCAGAUCACUCGUUUGGGUCCCUGUCCCACUCCAAGUGUACAGCCCAACUUCAAACUUGACAAGUACCUUGGAACGUGGUAUGAGAUCGAGAAGAUACCUGCCUACUUUGCUCAAGGAAAGUGUAAUGAGGUAGACUAUUCACUGAGGAAAGAUGGUACCAUCAAGGUGGUGAACACUCAGAUGUUUCAAAACAAAUUGAGGUCUGUUGAAGGGACAGCUGUGAUUGGGAACAAAAAGCACCCAGCCAAACUUGGAAUCCGUUACUCAUAUUUUGCUCCCUUCCACCCGUACUGGAUUAUAAGCACUGACUACACUAAUGUGGCCCUCGUGUUCUCCUGUACAAGCAUCUUGAACCUGUUCAACUACCAAAAUGUUUGGAUUCUUGGACGGUCACGAACCCUGCCUGCAAUGACAGUAAAUAAUGCCAAAAAACUGCUGCAGAAAAAAGGAAUCAAUGUUUCCAAGAUGAGCGCCGUGGAUCAGAGCUUUAUCCAGGGGACACAGAUUCUGGCAGACUGGUGUUCGGUCUACAUCCUCAGCACCGACCUCCACAGGAAAUGCGAACGCUGCCUCGGUGCUCACCAUGCCGGCUUAGCAUUGACCUCCCAGGCUUCCUGCCCUUUCUGGAAGCUUCUUCCACUGGAGGAGAAACAACGCAGGGUGGACUUCUUCACCCCUAAGGCUGAGGAUGUUUUCCCUGCAACGGAAUACAACCUGGACACUGCGGUGGACAUCUUCGUGCACGUGGAGGGAUUAACCCAAUAG